GUUGGAAGCCGCAGACGUUCGUUCGUCAGAGCUGGUGUAAACGCAGAUAAUUCAACGAAUCUUCCUGCUUUUGUUGAAGCGAAUCACGAACAGCACUUUCGAAGAGAGCAAAGCAGCAAUGUUGGAGGACCAAGUAGGCGGCCUUCCUCAAAUACUAUUAAUAUUUUCGCUCC
This is a messenger RNA of Amoebophrya sp. A25, 173 nucleotides long. The record is from the annotation of a GenBank genome assembly. Lineage: Eukaryota; Dinophyceae; Syndiniales; Amoebophryaceae.